Messenger RNA from Oncorhynchus nerka (sockeye salmon), 2280 nucleotides. Its product is annotated as PH domain-containing protein DDB_G0287875-like. The record is from RefSeq and is a predicted model, not a curated record. The transcript is spliced from 4 exons. NCBI's taxonomy places the organism in Eukaryota, Metazoa, Chordata, Actinopteri, Salmoniformes, Salmonidae. Bases 410 to 1726 code for a protein of 438 amino acids.
CGCCUUGUACGUGCGGUUCUGUUGAGGAGAAUGUCAGACAGAGCAGCAGCGCCCUCUUCAGAGCAGUCUGGGCAGCGUCUGCGGUUGCGUCUCUGCACUCGUGCAGGGCCUGCGCACGCUAGUACACGUCACCACAAUUGCCAGCAGCGAAUCCAUGCCCAGAGCUGCGAAGCAGCGUUGCGCAGACAUGCCUGGUAAAGUACGCAGCCAUUUCUCUUCAGCUUGUUGUAAAGUCACAUGUCCGAGAAUGCAAAUACUGCAAUAGUGGCUGAUGUUGGGGUUUGUAGGCGAAUUUCUUUAUCUAAAUGAAAGACUAAAACUUUUUCCUUCUCAUAAGAAUUGAGAGAAACAGCCAUAUAGGCAGCCUAUUUAGACGUGGUCGAGCGAUUCCAUAACCAAGACAGUGCGCAUGGUAGACGCGGUAAUGUCGUUGAAUAUCACUGUGAAAAGUGAAGACUCCGAGUCCUUUGACGAUGAAGACGAAUCAUCUUCGCUGCUUUCGGGCAAAAGAGCUACGGAGUCUGUAGCUCGUCAUGAUAUUUCUCCGGGAGAAGGCGGUCCAAUAGAAGACCAUGCAGGAUAUUCAACACAGCAUGGGCGGCUAGCAACUAAAACGAGCAGCAAACCCAUCGUACUGUAUCCUGUGAGUGCUGACCGUUUCUUUUCCUCCACUUCUGCAGAUGGCAAAACCAUCUUAAAGAUAGCUCCAGCCGCAGUCAUGACCCUCCCGACUCCUCGGCCUCCUCCCCAGGUUUCCCCAGAGUUCUCCUACCAGGCCAUCGUGUACUUGAUCGAAGCAGUGGGGCGCCGCUGGAGCCUGUACGGGACGCGGGAGCGUUCGCAGCUCUUCCAGAGCGUACAGAAGGAGUUGGAGGAGCAGGGUCAUUGUCUUCCCGUUGAGAAGAUCCGCCGCAAGUGGAACAACUUGAUCGUCACCUACAAGAGGGUCAAAUACAGAGGCAGGGAGACCGGCCAGGCCAGAACCUCCUGGGAGUACUUUGAGAUGAUGGAUGCCAUGCUUGGUGACACCAUCGGCGCCGAGACCACUAGCAGCCCUACCCUAGUAACCAGCAUCCCUAAGGUGAACGUCGCCACGGAAACAACCAAAACAGAGCAGAAGCCCCUCCUUCCCCAUGGCAACCUCAUCACUGCAUGCACUCGGACACUCACCCUUGUCCCCUCCUCCCUCCCACUCCACACGCCAGUUCCCUCCACCCUCCCUCUCUACACUUUUGUCAGAUCCCUCCCUCCCCCUACCCCUGUCCGCUCCUCCCUCCCUCUUCCCACCCCCUUGGACACACCCUCCCCCAGGAUAGCCAAUAACACAGACCCUCUACAGCCAAACCCCUCCCCUGCUCCGGUCGCACAGCCCCCUGCCUCCCGUCACAUCCCCUCCAACCUCAGCCGCAUAGACCUCCGCAGAAAGAAGCGCUGUCGCUUCUCCUCCAAGGGAUCCUCCAUUACCUCCCUUCUGGCCCAGCAGCAGAAGCGAGCAGAAGAAGGCACCUCCUUGCUGCAGGAGUUCCUGAGGAGGCAGGAGGGGCAGGCCAAGGAGGAGCAGGGGCGUCGCAGCAGGAUGGAGGCCCGGGGGAGGAGGCGCGAGAGGAGGGAGGCGCGCAUGGCAGAGUCCCUGGGUAGGAUGGCCACGGCUCUGGAGCUGCUUUCCUCCAAACAGGACACAGUCAUUGCCCUGCUGCAGAGACUGGCUGAGAGAGACAGGAAGUGACAGUCAUCGCCCCGGGUUGUCACUAACUUCUAUAGCCACAAAGCCAUAAUUAUGGCUAAACCCCGCCUAUUUUUACUAUUCAUCUUCUUAAAUUUAGAUUUUUAAACCUAACAUUAACCACACUACUAACCUUAUGCCUAAUCUUAAAAUAAGUACAAAAAGCUCAUGUUUGUUUUCAUGAAUUUGGAGUUUAUGGCUAUAUAAUCUAGUGGAAACGCUGCUGCAGAGACUAGCUGAAGUGACACUGUAAUCGCCCUACUGCAGAGCCUGGCCGAGAGACGGGGAGGCUGACUCAGCAUGCAACCGAAGGGGUACUCUUUUUCCCUAUAUUGUGCACUCUAUGAGCUAAAACCCAGUGAAAACCCACCUUGUGUCCCAGGUCUAAAUUGGUCCCUGAUUAGAGGGGAACUGGGUUCGAGGUUCAUAUUCGAAUUUGCAUAAUGUAAGGAAUAGGGUGCCAUUUCGGAUGCGAGACUCAGAUAAUGUUAAUUGAUUGUGUUGUAGAAUUUACAAUGGAAUAACAAUUUUGAUUGAUUAAAUGGUUAAUUAAUUAA